Osmerus eperlanus (European smelt) is the source of this 4653-nucleotide messenger RNA. RefSeq names its product UDP-N-acetylglucosamine--peptide N-acetylglucosaminyltransferase 110 kDa subunit. The transcript has 22 exons. Gene Ontology annotation, molecular function: protein binding; protein O-acetylglucosaminyltransferase activity. Gene Ontology annotation, biological process: protein O-linked glycosylation. Lineage: Eukaryota; Metazoa; Chordata; Actinopteri; Osmeriformes; Osmeridae. The record is from RefSeq and is a predicted model, not a curated record. Bases 363 to 3551 code for a protein of 1062 amino acids.
UCGAGCGCUGCUUUGUUGCGAGGAUAGCUCAUAGCAUAGCAGGAGCUCGUGUUGAAAUGUAAAAACAGCUAGGUAACUGGCGCCAGAUGUUUGUCCUUUAAUUGUACGAUACCAUUUCAUAGUACUUGCAGCGAGGCAGAUAUUAUUACCAGGAUUAAGGCAUGAUCCAGGAUUUACUUUGUUAGUUAGCUAGAUACAUCUCGUGAACACAAAAGUUGGGUCCACGAAGAUAGCUUACUUAGUGUUAGCUGUCAUUAGCUGAUAGGCUAGCUGUACGUCGACUGACGAAAACCCGUAUACUGAAGUGGACCUUGCCAAAUUACACACUGACGACCACCGUACAAGACUCGAAGGCCGAGGGGAUGGCGAGCUCAGUGGGAAAUGUGGCCGAUAGCACAGAACCGACCAAACGUAUGCUUUCCUUCCAAGGGUUAGCCGAGCUGGCGCAUCGGGAAUACCAGUCUGGGGACUUUGAGGCAGCAGAGCGCCACUGCAUGCAGCUGUGGAGGCAGGAGCCGGAGAACACAGGCGUGCUGCUACUCCUCUCCUCUAUCCACUUCCAGUGCCGCAGGCUCGACAGGUCUGCCCAUUUCAGCACUCUGGCCAUCAAGCAGAACCCCAUGCUGGCUGAGGCCUACUCAAACCUGGGCAAUGUGUACAAAGAGAGGGGGCAGCUACAGGAGGCCAUUGAGCACUACCGCCAUGCUCUGAGGUUAAAGCCGGACUUCAUUGACGGAUACAUCAACUUGGCUGCAGCCUUGGUGGCGGCAGGGGACAUGGAGGGAGCAGUGCAGGCCUAUGUGUCCGCUCUACAGUACAACCCCGAUCUCUACUGUGUUCGUAGUGACUUGGGCAACCUUCUUAAAGCUCUUGGGCGUUUGGAAGAGGCUAAGGCCUGUUACCUGAAAGCUAUUGAGACGCAGCCCAACUUUGCAGUGGCCUGGAGUAACCUGGGCUGUGUGUUUAAUGCCCAGGGAGAGAUCUGGCUGGCCAUUCACCAUUUUGAAAAGGCAGUGACUUUGGAUCCCAACUUCCUUGAUGCCUACAUCAACUUGGGCAAUGUUCUGAAGGAGGCUCGCAUAUUUGACCGAGCUGUAGCGGGCUACCUUCGUGCCCUAAGCCUGAGUCCCAACCAUGCUGUUGUCCACGGCAACUUGGCAUGUGUGUACUACGAGCAGGGCUUGAUCGACCUGGCCAUCGACACGUACCGCCGAGCCAUUGAACUGCAGCCGCACUUCCCAGAUGCCUAUUGUAAUUUAGCCAACGCCCUCAAAGAGAAGGGCAAUGUAAGAAAGCACACGGUGUCUGAGGCUGAGGAGUGUUACAACACAGCCCUACGUCUGUGCCCGACACAUGCCGACUCCCUCAACAACCUGGCCAACAUCAAACGUGAGCAGGGAAACAUUGAGGAGGCUGUACAGCUCUACAGGAAAGCCUUGGAGGUUUUCCCAGAGUUUGCUGCAGCCCAUUCUAACCUGGCCAGUGUGUUGCAACAGCAGGGGAAGCUCCAGGAGGCACUCAUGCAUUACAAGGAGGCCAUUAGAAUCAGCCCCACGUUUGCAGACGCCUACUCUAACAUGGGUAACACCUUGAAGGAGAUGCAGGAUGUUCAAGGGGCUCUGCAGUGCUACACCCGCGCUAUUCAAAUAAAUCCUGCCUUUGCAGAUGCACACAGCAACUUGGCUUCUAUACACAAGGACUCUGGUAAUAUUCCGGACGCCAUAGCUUCCUAUCGGACAGCACUGAAGCUGAAACCUGACUUCCCUGAUGCUUACUGCAACCUGGCUCACUGUCUGCAGAUUGUGUGUGACUGGACAGACUAUGAUGAGCGUAUGAAGAAACUGGUGAGCAUUGUUGCAGACCAGCUGGAAAAGAAUCGUUUGCCCUCGGUGCACCCCCAUCACAGCAUGCUGUACCCGCUCUCCCAUGGCUUUCGCAAAGCCAUCGCUGAACGCCACGGAAACCUCUGUCUGGACAAGAUCAACGCCCUUCACAAGCCACCCUAUGAGCACCCUAAGGACCUGAAGACCAGUGGCGGCCGUCUGAGGGUGGGCUAUGUCAGCUCUGAUUUCGGAAACCACCCCACCUCCCACCUAAUGCAGUCCAUCCCUGGCAUGCACAACUCGGAGAAGUUUGAGGUGUUCUGCUAUGCCCUGAGCCCAGAUGACAGCACCAACUUCCGUGUCAAAGUGUUGGCCGAAGCUCAUCACUUUACUGACCUGUCCCAGAUACCCUGUAAUGGUAAGGCUGCCGAUCGUAUCCAACAGGAUGGACUCCACAUCCUGGUCAACAUGAAUGGCUACACAAAAGGUGCCCGCAACGAGCUCUUUGCACUGCGCCCUGCUCCCAUCCAGUGCAUGUGGCUGGGUUACCCUGGCACCAGUGGAGCUCCUUUCAUGGACUACAUAAUCUCAGACAAAGAGACGUCCCCCAUUGAGGUUGCAGAGCAAUACUCUGAGAAACUGGCCUAUAUGCCCAACACCUUCUUCAUAGGAGACCAUGCUAACAUGUUCCCCCACCUCAAGAAAAAAGCAGUGAUUGACUUCAAGUCGAAUGGCCACAUCUUCGACAACAGAGUUGUGCUGAACGGCAUUGACCUGAAGGCCUUCCUGGACAGCCUGCCCGAUGUCAAGGUUGUUAAGAUGAAGUGUGACAUCCAGGAGACCUCAGACAACAACGGGGCUCUCUCCAUGCCUGUCAUCCCCAUGAACACUGCAGCAGAGGCCAUCAUCAAUAUGAUCAACCAGGGACAGAUUCAGGUCACCAUCAACAGCUUUACUGUCAGCAAUGGACUGGCCACCACACAGAUCAACAACAAAGCUGCCACCGGAGAGGAGGUGCCACGCACCAUUGUGGUGACAACCCGCUCCCAGUAUGGCCUGCCAGAGGAUUCAAUCGUAUACUGCAACUUCAAUCAGCUCUACAAGAUAGACCCUCCUACAUUGCAGAUGUGGGCCAAUAUCCUGAAGCGUGUGCCCAACAGUGUGCUCUGGCUGCUGCGUUUCCCUGCUGUGGGGGAGCCCAACAUUCAGCAGUAUGCCCAAAACAUGGGCCUGCCUGCCUCCCGCAUCAUCUUCUCCCCUGUUGCACCCAAGGAGGAACAUGUGAGGAGGGGCCAGCUUGCCGACGUGUGUCUGGACACCCCACUCUGCAACGGCCACACCACGGGCAUGGAUGUACUCUGGGCUGGCACACCCAUGGUCACUAUGCCAGGUCGGUCUUUAAAUGACAACUCUUUCCGUACAGGAGAGACUCUAGCAUCACGCGUGGCUGCUUCCCAGCUCACCUGUCUAGGUUGUCCUGAGCUCAUUGCCCUCACCCGUCAAGAGUAUGAGGAUGUGGCCGUCAAACUAGGCUCUGACAUGGAAUAUCUGAAGAUGAUCCGAGCUCGUGUGUGGAAGCAGCGUAUCUGCAGCCCCCUGUUCAACACCAAGCAGUACACCAUGGACCUGGAGAAGCUCUACCUGCAGAUGUGGGAGCACCAUGCUGCUGGUGCCAAGCCUGAACACCUGGUGAACCUGCAGCCCAUCGAGAGUAGCGAGAGUGCCUGAAGCGGCUGCACGCUUUAAAACCCUGACCCAUCCUUCCCCAACACUAUUCAUUUUGACCUUCACUCCUUACCCCUUAUGCCGAACCGUGACCCCUAAUACCCUGCCCUGUCAAUGGGACUGUUGUGGAACCUGUAGGUAUAACUCGCCUUUCUUCCUUUUCUCCUCCCCUCAUCAUCAUCAUCAUCAUUUAACUGCAUGUGUGUCCACGAGCCAGAAUGAGAGCCUAAUUCAGCCCACCCCCUCCUCCUUCCAUGCCACACGCUCACCCCAGCUCUUCACCUGAGACUAUAGCCCCACCAACCGCCACUGCAUCCAGAGAGGGUGGGGAGAAAGAUAAAUACCCCCAACCAUUCCCCCCUCAUCCUCCCUUGUAUGUCAGAAACGUACAGUCCAAUGUGUGAUUUUCUGCUGUCUUUUGUGUGCAUGGGACUUGUUGGGGGCUCAUUGUGGAGAAAGUCCCUGAUCACCUCCCAAGGCUCCAUCAAGUUGUGGUCUACUUAUAUUUGGAUGAAGUGUGUAAAAGGGACUAUGUGAAGAUGUAACUCUGACAAAAAGUUUAAUGAGCUUUAACAUGAUGCACAUGUAAAACUUUUCUUUUUUUUCCAUUAGUUUGCAACUGCUGGGUUUUGUACGUUAUCUUUAAAGCUAUUGAGAGAGAGAGAGAACAUGGUGAAGGGAAAUAUAGAUGUUUCAGUUAUCUUGGGAUAGAGAGAGAUUGGUUCUUUUCUUUCUUUUAUUUGCCAAAUGCCCACUUUUAGUUGUUUGUUUUUUGUCACGUGUCAAUGUAAAGAGAAAUGAAGAAAAAUGCUCCCAGAGAUUUUUCUUGGCCUCUGCUGAGUGACACACACCAUGCUUGGAAGGGAACUGUGGGCUGGGCAGACAGAAGAGUAACUUCAGUAUGUUUUCCUUGGAAAUGGUCAGGGUUUCAAAAUCAAAGAAAUUGACUGUACCCUAAAUUCUAUCACUCUAACCAGGAAGGAACUAGGUAAGUAUUUUCUAAGCAGGUUUUUGUUUUGUACUCAUCUAUUUUAUUUAUGCGCUGUCAAUGGUAUACUGCAACGCUCAGACUCAAUCUGUUGAAAUAAAGAAAUAUGGCAAAUCA